UUGUUGUUCUUGUAGCUGGUGCUAUGCUGCACCGCUGUAACUCUGCGUCGUGUGUGGUUGAUAGACUAUAAACGUGGACUUUGGAGAUCAGGUAGUUUUAAUCAAGCAGAACUGACUCUCUGCAUCCAAAAGGAAAUAAAACAUUUGUAGAGCACAUCUGUUCUGAGAAUCGUCGCCUCUUUCUACAACAGAUACACAAUAGGAGGGACUGGGAUCAUUCGAGGAGCUAGCCAUCGUUCACACAUAGAAUAGCCUGCUAAUACCUUAGCUAGCUAUUAACCACAUGUUGAAUUCAGAAUGUUGAUAUCACCAUAAAAAGUACAAUUACAAGUGCAUCUUAACAAUACAUUCCACUUAUGAGUAACCUCUAAAUAUACAUCAUUAUUCAUGAACAAAACACUGUGUGUAUGACUUUGUACUUAAAAGAAUCAAACUUUUCUGAAGACAGAAAAAGCGUGCCUACCUCUCUCAGUGCAUCAAAAUGACUUGAGCACGCCGGGCAAAACGCUGUGUGUUGCUGGGACUUGACAGGAGCUGAUCCUCCAGUGGCAGACAGAAUGAUGCUGCCCACUCCCUGUUACUCAACCACAGCUACUAACAGGCGUGACCCCCAGCUGAUCUGCUGCCAUAGAGAGUUCCAGAACACUCCAGAGGAGGACGACGAAACCUCUACCCCCUGCCCUGAUCUUCCCCCUGACCUCCACUCUGACCUCCGCCCCGACCUCCACCCCGACCUCCAACAUGACGAACCCAGCUCCAUGGCUGGCUCUGCCCUCAGCAGUCGGAGGGCGGGGCCCAGCUACACGCCGUAUCAGCCUCCUGUAGGCCUCCCAGUCGGGUACAGCCAGCCUACCCCGUUCCCCAGCCAGGCUGAUGGCUCCUGGCUUCACCCCAGCUACACCAGUGCCUGGUCUGGUCCUGGACCUGCUUACCCCAGCAGCCUGCCCUCCUGCCUCACCCCUCCGAACUACCCCAGCUACCCAGGGGAGAGCUGCCAGUCCCGGGGAAGGUCCCUGUCCCUCACCCCCCUGCCGGGCCGUGACAGCCCUAGUAUGACCAGCCUGGAGCAGCCCCACUCCCUUCACUCCAUCCCCCUCUCAGCGGGCUUCUACCACCACUCUCUGACUCCAUACACCUGCUGUGCCCAGUGCCCUGUGGAGGGCUUCAACAUGGGCCCCUACCACAGCCCCCGACCCAUCGCUGGUUACCGCCUACCCUCCAGGCCCAUGUAUAACUACAGACUGCCAGGUGCAGGCGACGUGCAAAGUGGCCACAUGAGUCCCCAUCCUAAACCCUGCAGUGCAUCGCUCUCUGUGGAACAACCCUGCAGUGCCCCGCUCUCUGUGGAACAAAGAAGGGUGUUUGUGACGUACGAAGCCGACAGCGAUAAACACGUCAAACAGAUCAUCAACUUUGUGGCGUUGCUGAGACACAAUGGCUUCGAUACACACAUCGAUAUGUUUGAGCAGCAGUUCCGGAGCAUCAGUAAGAUCGACUUCAUGGAGCGGUACCUCAGCGAGAAGGAAUACCUCAUUAUCAUCAUCAUCAGUCCAAAGUACCAUGAGACUGUGACCUCAUCACCGGUCAGCUUAGAGAACGACGAGAGGAUCCUCAACACAGUCUACAUACACAAACAGCUGCAGAAUGAGUUCAUUCAGAACGGCAGUAAGAACUUCCGGUUCAUCCCUAUCCUGUUCCCUGGGGCUAGAAAGUGUCACGUCCCUACGUGGCUCCAGAACACUCAUGUCUACAGCUGGCCUAGGGACAGAGAUGACGUCCUACGUCGCCUGAUGAGAAUAGAGAAAUACAACCCUCCUCCUAUUGGGAAGCUACCGACCAUCGUCUCUAUCCCCAUCUAACAGCACAGCGCCCCCGCUGGACUGGAGGACCGACAGACAAUUUAAACCAUAAGGCUUCAACCAUACAAAUACCCAUAAAUAUGGAUUAAAUCAUAGUGUCUGUUUUUGUCUGUCGUAAAUUAAACUCAAGUCAACUAUUUUCGGACAAGUUGCAUCCAUAAAAAGACAGACAAGUUGUGGAUGUUCUUUGAGACUAUCUCUGUGGUCCUUCAGUCAAUCUGUCAUUUUCAGACACAAAAUCUCUGUUUGGCAGUGACCUAACAGUCAGAAUGGACCUCUGCUCUGAAGACAUCCUCACCCUCCAGAUUAGAACCUGUUGCUGAUCUGGGACCAGUGAAAUACUUUACCUGGAUCUUUAUAGGAUUCAACCGGAGACAGAUCUUCUAUGAUUUGUUGUAAACAACUGUUUUAUCUGCUAUGAUCUGUUAACAACUGUUUUAUCUGCUGUGUUGAUCUACAGUCCUAGAAUACACAGAAGGACUGAACAUAUGAGGCACAGACCUCAAUCGUCUCUGCUUCAGUCACGGCAGCUUGUGACUGUCUCUGCCUUUUCAGCUGGAUGUGUUUUACCUGUUCUGUGAACUGACUGUUGUCCUGGAACACUGUGUGAUAACUUACAGUUGAAGUCGGAGGUUUCCAUACACCUUAGCCAAAUACAUUUAUACUCAUUUACUACAUUUAUACAGCCAUAUAUAGUGGUUUUUCACAAUUCCUGACAUUAAAUCCUCAUAAAUAUUCCCUGUCUUAGGUCAGUUAGGAUCACCACUUUAUUUUAAGAAUGUGAAAUGUCAGAAUAAUAGUAGAGAGAAUUAUUGAUUUCAGCUUUAAUUUAUUUGAUCACUUUCCCAGUGGGUCAGAAGAUUACAUACACUCGAUUAGUAUCUGGUAGCUAUGCCUUUAAAUUGUUUAACUUGGGUCAAAUGUUUUGGGUAGCCUUCCACAAGCUUCCCACAAUAAGUUGGGUGAAUGUUGGCCCAUUCCUCCUGACAGAGCUGGUGUAGCUGAAUCAGGUUUGUAGGCCUCCUUACUCGCACACGCUUUUUCAGUUCUGCCCACAGAUUUUCUAUAGGAUUGAGGUCAGGGCUUUGUGAAGGCCCCUCCAAUACCUUGACUCUGUUGUCCUUAAGCCAUUUUCCCACAGCUUUGGAAGUAUGCUUGGGGUCAUUGUCCAUUUGGAAGACCCAUUUGCGACCAAGCUUUAAUUGAUGUCUUGAGAUGUUGCUUCAAUAUAUCCACAUAAUUUUCCAUCCUCAUGUUGCCAUCUAUUUUGUGAAGUGCACCAGUCCCUCCUGCAGCAAAGCACCCCCGCAACAUAAUGCUGCCGCCCCUGUGCUUCACGGAUGGGAUGGUGUUCUUCGGCUUGCAAGCCUCCCCCUUUUUCCUCCAAACAUAACAAUGGUCAUUAUGGCCUAACAGUUCUAUUUUUGUUUCAUCAGACCAGAGGACAUUUCUCCAAAAAGUAUGAUCUUUGUCCCCAUGUGCAGUUGCCAAACCGUAGUCUGGCUUUUUUAUGGCGGUUUUGGAGCAGUAGCUUCUUCCUUGCUGAGCGGCCUUUCAGGUUAUGUCGAUAUAGAACUUGUUUUACUGUGGAUAUAGAUACUUUUGUACCUGUUUCCUCCAGCAUCUUCACAAGGUCCUUUGCUGUUGUUCUGGGAUUGAUUUGCACUUUUUGCACCAAAGUACGUUCAUCUCUAGGAGACAGAACGAUGAAGGCUGCGUGGUCCCAUGGUGUUUAUACUUGCGUACUAUUGCUUGUACAGAUGAACGUGGUACCUUCAGGCGUUUGGAAAUUGCUCCCAAGGAUGAACCAGACUUGUGGAGGUCUACAAUUUUUUUUUUUAUGAGGUCUUUUGAUUUUCACAUGAUGUCAAGCAUAGAGUCACUGAGUUUGAAGGUAUGCCUUGAAAUACAUCCACAGGUACACCUCCAAUUGACUCAAAUUAUGUCAAUUAGCCUAUCAGAAGCUUCUAAAGCCAUUAAAUAAUUUUCUUGAAUUUUCCAAGAUGUUUAAAGGCACAGUCAACCUAAGUGUAUGUAAACUUCCAACUUCAACUGUAUGUCUGUCCCUAGCAGCACUGAACACAAACAAAGAGCCUUGUGACAUGUUUAUACCUCUGUAUAAGUAUUGCCUGAGGAGGACAGACAAGCUAAUUAGUCCCAAAUGGCACCCUAUUCCCUAUAUAGUGGGGCCCUGAUCCCUACAUUACCUAUGGGCCCUGAUCCCUACGUCCCCUAUGGGCCCUGUUCCCUAUGGGCUCUGAUCCCUAUAUUCCCUAUGGGCUCUGAUCCCUAUAUUCCCUAUGGGCCCUGAUCCCUAUGUUCCCUAUGGGCCCUGAUCCCUAUGUUCCCUAUGGGCUUUGAUCCCUAUAUUCCCUAUGGGCCCUCUUCCCUAUAUUCCCUAUGGGCCCUGUUCCCUAUGGGCCCUGAUCCCUAUAUUCCCUAUGGGCCCUGAUCCCUAUUUUCCCUAUGGGCCCUGAUCCCUAUUUUCCUUAUGGGCCCUGAUCCCUAUGUUCCCUAUGGGCCCUGAUCCCUAUGUUCCCUAUGGGCCCUGUUCCCUAUAUUCCAUAUGGGCCCUGAUCCCUAUGUUCCAUAUGGGCCCUGAUCCCUAUGUUCCCUAUGGGCCCUGGUCAACAGUAGUGCACUAUAUGGUGAAUAGGGUGCCAUUUGGGAUGCAUAUUGUUACUGUUUAUCAUGAUGAGAGGACAUAUGCCAGAGGCUUCUUCCCUCCAUGAUUCUAAAGCAGGGUUCCCCAACUGGCGCCCCGCGGGUCAUUUUAUUUGGGUCCUACUGUAGUGCUCUAUAAACAGAUUAGGGUGCCAUUUGGGACGUAGCCCGCGUUAUACUGUACUCACCUGUACUGUGUGUUAAACAAGUUCAGGUGUAUAUUGAACUGUGUGAUGACAGACUGAACCAGAACAUCCAACCUCACAUGACUGACACUCCAAAGUUACCUUCCCUUCAAUGAAGUGUUCCAGUUUCAAAAGAAGCGCCUCUUAACUGUACUGUAGGUACAAAUUGUAGCAACCUUAAUGCCUUUCCCCAUGUUGUCUUUCAGGACUGCGCUGCACGUGUGUGAUCCAACCAUGGAAAUAAAAACAAAACAAACACACAUUUUAAUUGUGUUAAUGUUACAUUUACAUUUUAUGUUUGCCCACUCUCUUUCCUUGUAAUUAAUAAUUGUGAAUAUGUCAACGAUGCAGUCGCAUUGGGGAAUUUGGAAAAUGUUUAUGAUGGAUUGUACUGUACGUCAGUGUCAUCACUGACAUAUAAUUAUUCAUUCAUGUGACUGUCAUCAAAAUAAAAUACAAUAACAUACGAUGAUGACCGACAGUAAACAGAAUGUUUGUAAUAUCAGCUACUUAGUGGUCAGAACUGUCAGCAUAAGCUUUAAUAAAAUUAUACUUCCUACAA
Oncorhynchus kisutch (coho salmon) is the source of this 5270-nucleotide messenger RNA. RefSeq names its product adapter protein CIKS. The record is from RefSeq and is a predicted model, not a curated record. Bases 558 to 1859 code for a protein of 433 amino acids. Gene Ontology annotation, biological process: positive regulation of canonical NF-kappaB signal transduction; humoral immune response. The transcript has 10 exons. Lineage: Eukaryota; Metazoa; Chordata; Actinopteri; Salmoniformes; Salmonidae.